UAACACAGCGAAAUAAAAAGCAAAAAAACGGGAAAUCGGUCGGUUGGACGCGGAGUGUGCAUUUUCUGAAUCUGUGAACAAAAAAAGUUGGUUGGUGCUGCGCGCGUGUAAUCGAAUUUUAUAGAAUCAUAAAGGAAACAACGGAUACUUGGGGCCAAUAUUAAACUUUUUAAACGUUUUGACAUUUUAUUACUAAUACUUACAUUUUAUUCGAUAGCGCGCGCGCGGUAUAAUUUCCCACGUAAAAACCCCAAAAAUCACAACAAAAAGAAAAAGUUAAAGACGUUACCAACGUUACGCACGCGUACAAUUACAAUUUACACACAAAAAUACAAAAAGUUCAAAGUGUCUUGAUAUGCCGAAAAUGCAGACCUAAGUGAAAGUGCAAACAAAUCGAAUAAAAUCAAGUAAAGAAAAUCAAAUAGCUGAAUUUAGGAAAUUUUAUGUGCAACUACCUGUUCUGCAACAACUACAAAUACAGCAAGUACAACAACAAGAAAACCUAACUGUUGCGCUCCGCCGGCUAUCUCCGUCUCCCUCCCUCCUACUCGCGCGUGUGGGUCUGUUCGUGUGUGUGUGUGUGUUUUCACCAUUCAAUUGUUGUUGUGGCUUUUCGCCAAGUGCAAAUAAUUCGUUUCUUUUGUUUUUAACCAAAUUCAUGUCCCGUUAACCGUUCAAGUCAGUCGUCUGCUCCAAUUGGAUAAGCAAAUAUAUUUCAACAGUUGCAGUUAUUUUUUCCCAAAAAUGGCUCCUAUGCCCCGAAUCCAGUUACCUAAUGGCAAUGCUUCGAUAAAGGCCAGUACAAAUAAUUUUCUCUUCGCGGAGACAAUGUCAGGCGAUAGUAGUCCCACCCCCAGCAGUCCGCCCUCUAGCACAGCGGGAGUUGCCAAAUCUCAGUGUUCAUCGCUUUCGGAUGGCGAAUCCUUUGAGGGCUAUGGCGAAAAUGAGUAUCCCACCCAACUUCGAGAAGGUCGCAGCACCAAUUCCAAUGGGAGCAACAACAACAGCAACCUUAUUAACAACAAUAAUAAUAAUCUCAGCGUGGGCAAUACCAGCUCUCAGCACAACCACAGUGGACACUCGAACGACGGAAAUAACAAUUUAAAUGGCAGCACUGGUAUCGAACUCGAUUUGGCCCCGCACGUCGGUUCAUCAACACCCCAAGAUGAUGAUGAACUAAACAUAAUGCCGCGGGACAAUUGGGCCAGGCGCAGUCUGAGACGAACUCCCACCAGCAAUCCUGAUAGUUUAUCCCAGCGUCGUUGGGGAUCCAUGAGACAUUCCGGUCGCAGGCAGAUUAGUUCUAAUGCCUUAGCCAGCCAACUCUAUAGAUCAUCGAGCUUCAACUCAUCGGGCCGUAGCUCUAACUGUGAUACAACCGAAGACAUGUACAGCGACAUAAGUUUGGAGAAUCGACAUGACUACGAUUAUAGGCUGGAACUGCUGCAGCGCAAGGUGGACGAUCUGUCGGAUACGCAGAACAUAGCUGAAGAUCGGACCACUCGCACCAAGACCGAAUAUGCUGUGCUCCAGGCCCGAUAUCACAUGCUCGAGGAGCAGUACCGAGAGUCGGAACUGCGUGCCGAAGAGCGUUUGGCCGAGGAGCAGAAGCGGCACCGCGAGAUCCUGGCUCGAGUGGAGCGCGAAGCAUCGCUGCAGAACGAGAACUGCCAGAUGAAGAUCCGGGCCACCGAGAUCGAGGCAUCGGCACUGCGUGAGGAGGCCACUCGAUUGCGUGUCCUGUGCGACAAGCAGGCCAACGACCUUCAUCGCACCGAGGAGGAACUUGAGCUGGCCCGCGACCAAAUUAGCGUUCUGCAGCAGGAGCACGAGGAGCAGGCGCAGGCUUUGCGUCGCCAGGAGCAGGAGAAAAAGAACGCCGAGGAUCUGAUGGUGGAGCUGGGCAGUGAGCUGCAGCGGGCCCGCGAGGAGAGUGGAGCCCGGGCGAUGCCAACCACAUCGCCGGAGAGCAUAAGACUGGAGGAGCUGCACCAGGAGCUCGAGGAGAUGCGCCAAAAGAAUCGAUCACUCGAAGAACAGAACGAGGAGCUUCAGGCCACGAUGCUGACCAACCAGGCCACCAUGCUGACGAAUGGCGUGGAGCAGGGUCGCCAUCUGCUGAACGGAACCCUGAAUAGUUUGGCCCAGGAGCUGGAGGAGAUGUCACAAGCCCAGGAUUCUGUGGAUUCAGCCACAUUAGCAUCCUUAAGUCAGCUGCAACAGGCCUUCCAGGAAAAGGAGGACGAGAAUGUUCGACUCAAGCACUACAUCGAUACCAUUCUACUCAACAUCGUGGAGAACUAUCCUCAAUUACUGGAGGUUAAGCCCAUGGAGCGAAAGUAAAGCAGCCAACCGGAAGAAAAAACCAAUCCCUAGGCACUCGAUAGAGUACCACAACCACCUAACAUCAACUAAAAUGAAUAAACUAACUGAACUUUACUUUAUGUUAACUUUUUAAGCUACACUCUAUACAUGUAUUUAUGCCUAACUUAAGUCGUAAUUUAUUUUAUAACAAUUUAAUGUAGAUUUUUAAACCAAAACAACACAGAGAACACAAAGAUUGCAUGUCAAAAUGAUGAGAAAGUCCUUAAUUCGAUUAGAGAAUGUUUUGUAUAAAGAGAGUCUAAAAUUGUGUAAAAGUUUAUUUUCCUUCGUUUCUAGUUUGAGUUUUGUAUAGUACGUGUUGUUGAUCCCUAAAGAUAUUACUUAUAAAUAUUGUUAGAUCCUAAGUCUAAAAAACUGGUUUAAUCUUAAAUGAAAUGCAACCCGAUAAUUUAUUGAUAA
Messenger RNA from Drosophila takahashii, 2784 nucleotides. RefSeq names its product rab11 family-interacting protein nuf (gene nuf). Lineage: Eukaryota; Metazoa; Arthropoda; Insecta; Diptera; Drosophilidae. Gene Ontology annotation, biological process: regulation of cytokinesis; endocytic recycling. Gene Ontology annotation, cellular component: cleavage furrow; midbody; endocytic vesicle. The record is from RefSeq and is a predicted model, not a curated record.